GCUUGGCCGGGUUUUCCUGAUCGCCUUUCCCUUUGCUACCCCGCAGGUAUGUCGAGAAUAUCAACGGGGCAAUUGUAACCGAGGAGAAAAUGACUGCCGAUUUGCUCAUCCUGCUGACAGUGCCAUGAUUGAUACCAAUGACAACACUGUCACUGUGUGCAUGGAUUACAUUAAAGGGAGAUGCUCUCGGGAAAAGUGCAAAUAUUUCCACCCUCCUGCCCAUCUACAAGCCAAGAUCAAGGCUGCCCAAUACCAGGUCAACCAGGCUGCGGCUGCCCAGGCAGCAGCUACUGCAGCUGCUAUGACUCAGUCGGCUGUCAAAUCACUGAAGCGACCCCUCGAGGCAACCUUUGACCUGGGAAUCCCUCAAGCUGUUCUUCCCCCAUUACCAAAGAGGCCUGCUCUUGAAAAAACCAACGGUGCCACGGCGGUCUUUAAUACUGGUAUUUUCCAAUACCAGCAGGCUCUGGCCAACAUGCAGUUACAGCAGCAUACAGCCUUUCUCCCACCAGGCUCAAUCUUGUGCAUGACACCCGCUACAAGUGUUGUUCCCAUGGUGCACGGUGCUACGCCAGCCACUGUGUCCGCUGCAACAACAUCUGCCACAAGUGUACCCUUCGCUGCAACAGCCACAGCCAACCAGGUUUGCUCAUUUACAGCUUUGUUUCUUAAAUUAAAAAAAAAGAAAAAAGAAAACAACUCUAACGGGGCUCCGUCCGACAGCCCUCACGCACUUGGAGCUCCCACGGAGGGCCGUGGGAGCCGGACGUCCGUGCGGGCUGUGGGGGUGCUUUCGACAAGCUUGGGGGUCUCAGACGUCCUUCUUGUUGGCCUAGCCCUUCCCUCGGUGAUGAGCCGCAGGAUGCUUCUGUGCCUUGGCUCAGAGCCCCACGGGGGUCGCAGCGCCAUCCCUAAAGCCACACAAACUGGAUUUACACUAGCAUUUCUGACUUGGUCCGAACAUCCCACGCAGAGGUUCCGAGCGCCCUGGGUAGCAGCUGGAGGGUGUUCUAAGUGCACAGGAUGAGAAACGUGUUUGGUGUAGACCGUCUUUCUGGUCACACUCGCUCUGUUCUUCAAAGAAAGAGGGGAGAGAGAUGAGUGCCAGAUCGUUCUGUAUGCCCCGGAUGAGCACCCUUGUAAGCUGAGCUCUCCAAAAAUAACCCGGCAGGUCCAUAGAUACACGGAGAGGCUGCCCGUUCAACAGCGUCCAUCAGGUUUUAUAUCGCACCUCUUAAGGGAUGGGGGGGACUCUCUAGGCAUGGAGGGCAAGAACCCUGCCUUAAGUAGCCCUGAAUAUGCAACAGAAAGUUAUGCCAGACAGAAGCACAUACGUUGGUUUCUCACCCACCAUCAAUCAUAAAAACUUACAGAAUUACGGAAUGAAAACUGUGGCAGCCCUUUGAAAGCAAAGGUCUCUGC
This is a messenger RNA of Gracilinanus agilis (Agile Gracile Mouse Opossum), 1422 nucleotides long. RefSeq names its product muscleblind-like protein 1. Gene Ontology annotation, molecular function: metal ion binding. Bases 125 to 1027 code for a protein of 300 amino acids. The record is from RefSeq and is a predicted model, not a curated record. The transcript has 5 exons. Lineage: Eukaryota; Metazoa; Chordata; Mammalia; Didelphimorphia; Didelphidae.